Molecule: messenger RNA, 773 nt
Organism: Spirometra erinaceieuropaei
Lineage: Eukaryota; Metazoa; Platyhelminthes; Cestoda; Diphyllobothriidea; Diphyllobothriidae
Source: the annotation of a GenBank genome assembly
AUGUCCGAUCACAGUACUACGACCCAUGCUACGGCGUCCGCGGGAACCGACGCGCUCCGCAACCCUGGUCCAGUGGUGCGGGCGAAUAGUAUGCGAGCUGGACUAAUCAAUCGUGGACGGACUCUCGGUAUUGGAUGCUGGGAUGUACGAACCUUCCUGGACCCUGGUACCCAAAGUCUGACCACACGCAGCCUUCAUCAGUAUAACGUGGAUGUCUGCUGUCUGUCUGAGGUACGACUCCCUGACUCAGGCUCCCGUUAACAAAGAUCCCGGGAGUCGAAUCACACUUCACCCUGUACUACAGCGGCCCCCGCGAUUCCUCUGGUCGACACGGUGUGGCGAUCGCCCUAUCACAACAAGCAGACCUCGCGCUACUUGCUUGGGAACCAGUCAAUGGCCGGAUGGCCUACGUGCGACUGAAGGGUCACUUCACGAACAUCUCCAUCGUCGCUGUGUACGCACCAACUUCGGCUGCCGAACAGCGCGAUAAAGAGGCGUUUUACUCUCAGUUGCAAGCGCUAGUUGAAAGACUGCCUCGCCGCGAUCUGCUGAUUGCUGCUGGCGAUUGGAAUGGUCGACCUGCACCUGGCGACCCCACAACCAGUCAUCUUCUUCGCCGCUUUGGGCUUGGUUUCCGAUGUGAAAAUGGUGAGAGAUUGCUGAAAUUCGCUGAUCGAAACCGACUGCUUCUCACCAACACGUGUUUCCAGGAUCGCAAAAAAACAUCUGCUGACCUGGUAUUCAAACGACGGUCGUACGGCCAGUCAGAUUGA